Molecule: messenger RNA, 1428 nt
Organism: Aaosphaeria arxii CBS 175.79
Lineage: Eukaryota; Fungi; Ascomycota; Dothideomycetes; Pleosporales
Product: FAD binding domain-containing protein
Exons: 6
Coding region: 1-1428 (475 amino acids)
Molecular function (GO): FAD binding
Source: RefSeq, a predicted model, not a curated record
AUGGCAAAAUCCCCAAAUGUCUUCGGAGUCCUCGAGCCUCUCCUAAAGACACUCAAACCAUCAGAGGUCGUGAAGCAGGACAGUGCAGAGUACUCCACUCACACUCAACCCUUUGCAGCCCAGAAUGACCUCUAUCCCUCUGUCGCUCUGGUUCCCGAAGAUACGCAAUCACUCAGUCGUAUCAUCCACUUCCUCUACACUUCGAAGCUCGAUUUCAACAUACGAGGCCAUGGGCUCAAGUCUCCAUCUGCACACGAUGUCAUCAUCAGUAUGACUCGUUUCAAAGGGUUCACUUUUGACUCAACCGAGAAGACGGUCAGUGUCGGUGCGGGAAUGACUUGGCUCGAAGUCCAAGAACAAAUGCGUGAAGUGGCCCCGGAUCAUACUGUGAUGUCAGCUCGUGCAGCACACGUCGGAGUGGCUGGAUCCAUCCAACUCGGCGGUAUCAGUUGGUUGUCCGGCGAGCGAGGCUGGAUCUCUGACCCCGCGAAUUUCAUCGAUGCGGAAGUUGUCAAGUAUGACGGAUCGGUGGCGAAUGCAUCGGAUGAGCCUGAUCUGCUCUUCGCUCUGAGAGGCGGUGGUGGAGGGUUUGGCAUCGUUACAAAAGUCACACUUCGUGCAUUUCCCUACCCUGAUAAAAUCUGGAGUGGAAAUAUAAUUGUUCUCCGUCACGAAUUGCCACGCUUUGCACGCGGUCUCGCUACUUUCAUCUCUACCAAUCCUACCCCAUCUCGAGUCUCAGCUCUUUUGAUAAUCCCAAGUGGCGGGGAGAAGACCGAAGAGGGCUUUGUUGGCGGCCCACUCACCCUCCAGGGCAGCCCACUCAUUCUCCAGGUCUACGAUGCGAAUGGCAGUGAGCAUGGGAGGGAGGUAUUUCGCUUCGCUCUUGAGAUUCCAGGCGCAAUGGAACACACAUCCGAGACGGAUUCACUGGGUGUGAUGGACCUACGAAAGAGUUCCGGUCAAGAGAGAGGAGCCCAGAAUAUGUACUCGGCAAGUCUAGGUCUGGCAGACGUGGAUUCCAACACUAUCUUACGAGGAGUCGAGUGGGUGGACAACAUGAAGACACAGAUUGGAGAGGGAUCCAUGAUGAUAUUCCAACUAUUUGCUUCAUCGCCACAUCUCAACGCCUCUCCAGGUGAUUGCGCGUGGCCUCGCCCUACUGAUAUGAAGCAUAUCUUGUUAUACUCGACAGGAUGUGAUGCCAAUGCUUCUUCGGAGCAAUCAAGUCUUGCCCGCCAGUUAGCAAUAGAUGCACCGCAACAAGUGCUAGGGGGAAAUUCUGAUAUUCACAUUGCUCCUUUGGGGCUAGAAGAGUUUCACGACCCUAGACCGACAUUUGGUGCUCAUUGGGAGAAGUUGGUGAAUCUGAGAUCAAAGUAUGACCCAGAGCGACGAUUCAAGGGGCUUAUUGGACAUGAAUUGUAA